Mya arenaria is the source of this 5917-nucleotide messenger RNA. Its product is annotated as complement C3-like. Gene Ontology annotation, molecular function: endopeptidase inhibitor activity; protein binding. The record is from RefSeq and is a predicted model, not a curated record. Gene Ontology annotation, cellular component: extracellular region. The coding region runs from base 10 to 5274 and encodes 1754 amino acids. The transcript is spliced from 42 exons. Lineage: Eukaryota; Metazoa; Mollusca; Bivalvia; Myida; Myidae.
GGUGGCACCAUGAAACUCCUAGUACUUGGUUUAGUUUUGUUGCUGGGUACCUUGGAAAUAUUUUGUGACAGGCAAUUUUGGUAUGCUAUCGCCCCUAAUGUCGUGAGAUAUAACCACGAAGAAACGGUGUUGGUCGGCGUUAUCGGGAGCGGGUCAGCAUCAAUGAUAACGGUAUGGUUUGAAAUAGAAGGAACGAGUGACCAAAUCUCCAGAAGAGUGGUGACUAUUUCAUCACAAGAAAAUCCACAGCUUAUUAGGAUGAGUGUAACAUCGGAAGACAUUGACAAGAUGAAGAGAACCAAAGGAAAGCCUAACAGCAUUCUUUUAAAAGCCAGUUUUCCUAAUGGAGGAACAUACUCCAGAAAGAUCUUCCUGAGCUAUAAAUCUGGAUAUCUUAUUGUUCAGACGGAUAAACCACUCUAUACGCCUUUGGAAACAGUUAAAGUACGUGUAUUGGCAAUGGAAGAAUCACUUAAGCCUGUGAAGUCGGAGCUUGUCAACAUAGAAAUCCUGGCACCAAACGAAACCAAGUCGGUAGGGCGGUUAUCCUGCAGUGGUACCAAAGGCGGGUUUUGCAGGAAACAUAUGACUUUGCCACCCUAUCCGACCUUUGGCGAGUGGACAAUCAGGGCCACUAUGGGGGGAAAGUACGACACAACUACCGUUGUUCCAUUUGAAGUCAAGGAGUUUGUUGUUCCGACGUUUGGUGUGUCAAUUACAACCUCAAGAGAUUACAUUCUGGACAAAACUUCUUCCAUAGAAGUUACUGUAGAUGCAACGUAUGUCUAUGGCAAGAAGGUUGAAGGAAACGCCGGGUUAAAGGUUAACAUAGCCUACAUUGGCAGUAUGGACAAUCAAAAAGAGAUGAUUACUGCAAGAAAAGACCUUAUCAAUGGUGUGGCAGCGUUCACAGUGAAGAUACCCGAACUACGUGCAAACUAUGGUCCUGACUUCCCGGAUGGUGCACGACUAAUGCUUGAGGCAAAUGUGUAUGAGGAGGCGACAGGAAAAGAGGAAACAGAAUACGAUGAUUCCAUUCUAUUUACAAAAUCUCCGUUUAAGUUUGAUUUUUCAAGGUCGAAGAAAUCAUACAGACCUGGGAUGACUUACUACCUCCAGAUUGACAUGUCUUACUCAAACGGAAGGCCAGCUGUAGAAAAAGAAUUUGUCAUUAAGUUCUUUGAUGGAAUUCAAGAACAGCGGUUGGAUGAUUUUUAUACAACAAAUACAAAUGGACAAAUGACAAAGACGUUUGCUACCACAUCGACAUCUGAGAGAGUUCUUAAAUUUCAGAUCUUUGCUAAGGACUACCCUGACGACAUUGUGAACCAUACGGUGAAUCCAUAUAAGGGAGCGAAUCAAAUUGGAGUUGAGGAAAUAGAGAGGGAAGGCAUUGAAUACUUCAGGGCGAAUACAAAUAUCAAAGGAGCAACAUCGAGCGGCAUCCUGAUGAUGGUUGUGGCCCGUGGUCAGAUUGUGUAUUCUUUAUACAAGAAGGACACAUUCGAAAUUAACGAAAAAAUGGAAAAAGAUAUUCCCAAAACGAUUUCCCCAGAGGGAAGGCUUCUCGCAUUAUAUGUGGAUAAAGUUUCAGGCGAAAUUGUGGCGGAUUCAACCGAGUUCAGUGUCGACCCUCAGUGCAAGAGCACUCAACUGACAGUGGAACCAGAGCGAACGGAAAUAUACCCGGGCAACCCUCAAGAUGUUACUGUGACUGGGCCGAGUGAUGCUUGGGUCGGGUUCAACGUCAUGGACAAAGCACUGCUACUACUGAAUGAUAAAAAUAUUCUUCAGCACGAUACCGUGUUUCGGGCGCUGAAAGAGCACGACCUAGGCUGCGGGGCUGGAGGUGGUGUCACUAGCGAGGAAGUAUUUAAAAAUGCAGGGUUAACAAUCGUUACAAAUGCAAACGUGGAUGAUACUUCCAUUCAGCGAAAGAGCGACACAUGUAGAAGUGAAAAUACUCGGAAAAAGAGGAGCAUGAACGACUGCCUACCAGGGGUUGAAGAAAAUUGUUGUACCAUUGGUGUUGAUUACGCUAACAUAAAAUUGGAUGAACACUAUGACUUGAAACACCAUUUUGAUCCUGAUGUUCUUCCACCUAAAACACACUUAGUAUGCAUGUCCAUGGUGAGAUCAGUGGUUGGACACUUUACGCGGGGUUGUCUUCUUGCAAUGUACAAAAGUUGUAUUCGCACUAUGAACGAAGACAUUUUAGAUAAUGAUGAACUUGAGGGCCGAUCUAUUUUGGACGACGACGGUUUGUACGCGAAUGACUUUGCAAAGCUGGUAGAAAUGGGAUUCACGAUGAAGAAACGGACAAAUUUUGAGACGUCGUUUUUUUUUGAAGAACAUCAGCUGCAAAAUGGGGCGUUGACACUACCCGUUAUGUUCAAAGAUUCUAUCACGGAAUGGAGUAUACAGGCUAUAAGUAUAACGGAAAACGAAGGCGCCUGCAUUGCCGAACCAAAGACCGUAAAGACAUUUAAGGAUUUUUUCAUACAGCUUGAUCUUCCUUACAAAGCAACACGAUUGGAACAUAUCAAAAUAAAAGCAACUAUUUUUAACUACGCGUCAAAAACCUUGCAGGCAAAUGUCUAUUUAAAGGGGAUAGAUGGUUUGUGUUAUGGAACAUCACCGGAUAAAAAUUCACCACCACGUGUCGUUAAACUGGAAUCGAACAAAGCAAUGACGGUGUCAUUUUCUGCGAUACCUUUAAGAGCUGGUAGAUAUCCAAUUAUAGUAUCUGCGUUCGUUACCGAUGGAGACAUACAGAAAGUGGAUAUCGUUGAAAAAGAGUUACAGGUUGUGAACGAAGGAAUUAUGGUCAAGAAAACAAUCAGUGUAUGCCUAGAUCCGAAUGAUCAGAUGAAAGACUGUGAAAGAUCUGAAGAUGUUUCUGUGACAGAACCACUUUAUACUGGCGGACGAUCCAGCAGACAGUACAUAGUGGACUUGAGCCUUCAUCCAGCCUCCUUGCCAGACACGGGGUCUGCUACAGCCUAUGUAGAAAGUAACCUUAUGGACAAUAUAGUUGACACCGUUAUAAAUGGGAUUGACAAGCUAUUUAACCAGCCGCACGGAUGUGGUGAACAGACUAUGAUGUACACCGCUCCUAUUGUGUACGGGCUAGAUUACUUGGCGCAAACUGGCCAAACGACACAGAAACAUGAAGUGCAAGGAAUCGAGUGGAUGCGAUAUGGUAUAAAUCGUGAAUGGAACGAAUUUCGACUUCCAGACGGCUCCUAUCACAAAUGGGAAGGUUACGAUACCAGCAUUUGGCUAACAGCGUUUGUUGCCAAAGUGUUCUGCCAGGCAAACCAGGUUGUCGACGGCAUCGUUGAUGAAAACGGGCUCGUUGAGACAUUGAAAUAUUUGGCAUCCAAAUCUUCCGCCGGAACAUAUAAGGAAAUUGAACACGUCCGUAUGUCAAACAUUCAGGGAAUAUUUGGCAAGGACAAUAAAGGCACCAACCCUGUAUUGUCAGCGUUUGUGUUGAUAACUCUUCAAGAAUGUUCUCUCCGGGAAAAUGAUCAGGAGGCAGCGGUUAUCGACAUAAUGAACUAUCUUGAAAUUAUGCCGCAGCAAAUCUACACAAGUAAUCCAUAUCUGUUAGCAAUUACGACAUAUGCACUGGCACUAUCUAACAGCGGCUUGGCGAACUCGUUCAAAGAAUUGUUGUAUUCAAAAGCCCACCAAACCCAAGAGCAUAUGUACUGGUCACACGGAACAGGACAGGGUAACGCAGAGAGUGUCGAGACGACGGCAUAUGCUUUGCUAGCAGCCAUGCAGUUCGACGACUUCCGAACGAGUGCAAAAAUUGUCACCUGGUUAGCACUUCAGAGAGACGCUAUCGGUGCAUUUCACACAACACAGGACACUGUUGUUGCGCUUCAAGCAUUAUCGAAGUACAGCGCUCGUACCUUCAACCCGGAAACCAAUAUCGAGAUAUCUAUGUCUAAGAUCAAUGCAAAACCAAGUUGGACAAAAUCUAUCUCAAUCAACAAAGACAACGCUUUGCAAAUGAAAAUCAUCCAAGAGAUCCCUGUAUCAAGGGGCCAAAAUACGUUUCGUAUAACAGCGACGGGAUCGGGUACUGGAAGAAUGAAGAUUGAGUUACGGUGGAACCGACCGCCGAACGACGGGGAAAUAUGUCCAUUUGAAAUAAGCCAUAUCGAAGUGGGAGAAGUAAAUCCAGUAUUUGCUGGCAAUGAUAAUAAAGGGUUCAAUAUAACGGACGGGGAAUGUGAUAUUUGUGGUCAUUGUCCAAAUGACCCUAGCAAGGACAAUGCAAUGGAUAUAUCUGCCGACGUUGACCAAGUUAUCGAAUUAGGAAGGCGAAAGCGACAGGCUGCAGUGGGAGAAGUUCAACGACAAAAAUGUAUCCGUUUCACUGUUAGCUCCAAAGACGAUCAAUACAAUGCUAUGAUGUCUAUUGUGAAGAUUGACUUGGAGACAGGGGUAAAAGCUGUGGAAUACGAUCUUAAACAGUUGGAAAAAUCACGAAUUAUUGAUAGAUAUGAGAUGCCAAAAGAUGGGUCCAGCUUCAUCAUCUUGUACAUAAAUGAGAUUACGAGAGAGCCAAUAGCGUUCAUUUUCCGACUUGACGACGAGUUUGAUGGCCAGGAGCACUCGAGACAGCCUGCCAGUGUUACUGUUUACGACUACUACCAGCCAGAAAAAACAUGCCUUGUUACGUACGGGAUUGGAUCUAACAAUGGACAGAUAGUGAACGUGCAAUGCAACGAUGGUUCAGACGAGUGCAAAUGUGUCCAACAAAGCUGUUCAAACGCUGUUGAAGAGGAAAUAAUGGAAGCGUACGCAGCAUAUGUUCGGUCGAUAAAAAGUAAAAAGCCGUCCAAAGCGAAAAAGCCCGUAGAUCUUCUCAUAAAUUACUCCUGCAACUUUCGGAAAGCAAAUUACGUUUACAAAAUCAAAAUAAGUGACGUUGGAUUCGAUGCGGUUAGAAACAGAAGAAUUUCAACAGCCGUUGUGUCGGAAAUCCUGAUUAAUGGAACUGUGCAGGUACAAGUGGACUCAGAGCUGCAGUUCGAGUGGAUGCCCUCGUGCUCUUUCCCGAGCCUCAAACCCAAUCACGUGUAUUACGUCUUAGGGAAAGAUCCAACUGAGUACAAGCAAGGCGACAGAGUCGAAUACCGAUGGGAAUUGAUGGGAACUGCUCUUGUAAUUGACCCGGAAUAUAGCAAAGCCCUGACAAGAGUGAUGGCCGCAUUCACCAACCAAUUGCGGAAGAACAAAGGAUGUACCACGUAAACAUGUGGACUCUGCGAAACGUGUUCCUAGCAAAUCAACAGAGCUGAAACAAGUGCUGACUAUUGAUACGAACGUCCUCCAAUAGAGUUGUAUAUACUACUACACUGUCCGAUGAAUGAUGCCAUUCGGAAUUUUUCGACCAUUUUUAUCGAAAACAACCUCUGAUGUAUUUGGACGGUUUACAUAGUCAAAAAGUGGUACGUUUAAGUCCGCUGCAAACAGAUCGUGUAGUAAUUUUAUUUAGCAGUUUAACUUUAUGACUUAACUCUCGGGAAUCUUAAUUAUGUUUGCAAUAAUACACUUCACUUGCAAUCAAUCAAUUUAACUUAGAUCAAUAAAUACAGCUCUAAAACACUACAUUUAAUUAAUGGUAUAAUUCAAAAAUUUACGAACUACUUUAACCGAUGUACCGGCAUACAUAAGAGGUUGUUUUCGAUAAAAAUGGCCGAGGUGCUGCGAAUAGAAUAGAAUGAUGCUUGCCAAAGAGCAAGGUCAACGUGAACCUGCACGUACUCUAGUUUUGUAAAUAUAGUUUUUUUCAGCAAAUAUAAAGUCGCGGAUUUUUCUUUAGUAUUGUGUAAACUCUAUACGAACAUUCUAUAUCUGCCUCUCUUUUACAUCAUACAAUAAAAUUGCAAGCUUU